Messenger RNA from Aspergillus melleus, 741 nucleotides. RefSeq names its product SUR7/PalI family protein (gene SUR7). Gene Ontology annotation, cellular component: plasma membrane; membrane raft; cell cortex. Lineage: Eukaryota; Fungi; Ascomycota; Eurotiomycetes; Eurotiales; Aspergillaceae. The transcript has 4 exons. Bases 1 to 741 code for a protein of 246 amino acids. Gene Ontology annotation, biological process: cortical actin cytoskeleton organization; fungal-type cell wall organization; septin cytoskeleton organization. The record is from RefSeq and is a predicted model, not a curated record.
AUGCCUUUGAGCAGAGCGGCGCUGGGCUUUCUCGGCCUAUUCUUCACAGCCUCAGCUCUACUGCUGAUGUUCCUCACCAUUCUCGGUGGAGCAAAGAACUCGAACCCUUUGAACCAGAUCUAUCUGCUUCAGGUCGACACGAGCAAUAUCCCCGGUGCCCCCGAUCUAUCUCGAUGGACCUUCUGGAAUCUCUGUCGUGUCGAUGCAGAUGGGAAGAGUCAGUGUGGAAAGUCGUACCCCGAUUUCCCCUUUGACCCGCCAAGUCACCGAAACUUCGACACUACGACCAACAUUCCGCCAGAGUUCGUUGGAUCGAAGCACUACUUCCUGACUUCUCGGUUCAUCUUCCCCUUCCUGAUCAUCGCCCUGUUCUUCGCCGUGGUGUCCCUCUUCACCGGAUUCCUGGCCAUGUGCACCCGCAUUGGAAGCUACCUCUCGUCCCUCAUGGCGUGGGUUGCUCUGUUCUUCCAGAUCAUCGCUACCUCUCUAAUGACCGCCGUCUUCGUCCAGGGCCGUAACAGAUUCAGCUCUAACGGCCAGGUCGCCAAGCUCGGUGUCAAAUCGUUCGCCUUCAUGUGGACCGCGGUGGCUUGUCUUCUCUUGUCUUGCGUCCUGUACUGCAUGGGCGGCGCUGUCGGCAAGCAAGAGAAAGGAUACAGUGGGCGCGAGCACCGACGUCGUGGCUUCUUCUCCACCCAGCGAUCUCGCAGCGUUCGGAGCAACAAGGAGGCGAACCCAUAA